Molecule: messenger RNA, 654 nt
Organism: Enterobius vermicularis (human pinworm)
Lineage: Eukaryota; Metazoa; Nematoda; Chromadorea; Rhabditida; Oxyuridae
Source: the annotation of a GenBank genome assembly
AUGCUGCCUCGGGUCGCGACUUUUUUUUUGGUGCUCUGCAGUUGUUGCACUUCCGCGGAGGUGGCCACUGCGGAGAAUGCUACAACAAAAUUUACUAUACAGGGACGUGUUGAGCUUCCUCCAUCAAUUAAGUAUGGUAAGAAUUGGAGAAGUGAGUGCAGAGUGUUGGUUAAUUAUGGCCAGCACAUCGGAUUUGUAAAGAAAGACGGAAGUUUUAUUGUCACAGGCGUUCCAUCAGGUUCAUACAUAGUUGAAGUGUCACAUGUAAAUUUUGUUUUUGAACCUGUACGAGUUGAUAUAACGUCUAAGGGGAAGUUCAGGGCGAGAAAACUCAAUUUACUCCAGCCUUAUACAGUAUCUACAUUGCCGUAUCCUCUGCGUCUUGUCACUGCACAUCAAAUUUCGUAUUUCCGGCCUCGCGAAGAAUGGCGUUUGAUGGAUAUGCUGACCAGCCCAAUGGUACUUAUGAUGGUAGUUCCACUUGUCCUACUUGUUAUUCUGCCAAAAUUAGUUAAUACAAAUGACCCGGAGGUUAAAAAGGAAAUGGCGAAAAGUAUGCCCACAGUACCUGAUGUAGAUAUGUCCGAGGUCUUGACUUCUUGGCUAGGUGGCAGUUCAAGUAAGCAUCAGAAGAAGACAAAAAAGCGACAGUAG